AGAAAAAAUAACUAGCAGUUUAUAGAGUUAAGCUAUAGCGAUGAUAUUCGGUCUAAUUGUAGUGUCUCUGGUCCUUAUAAUCACGUUGAAGUACUUAUAUUCAUCAAAAUUAGGACUUCCUCCAGGUCCAUUUUCAUGGCCAGUAGUUGGAAACCUGUUCCAACUAGGUGAAAAAGGACUUCCUCAUAUCGCUCUAGCAAAGCUAGCGCAAUGUCACGGUCCUGAUCUCAUGUCCAUGUGGUUUGGCAGCCAACUAAUGGUGGUUGCCUCAUCCCCUGCAGCUGCUGCUGAGGUUCUUAAAACCCAUGAUCGUAUUCUUGCUGGUCGCUUUGUUUCUCGUCCCCUCCGAAUAAAGGGGUCGUUACUUCACAAUUUGUCACCCGCAUUUUUGGAGGAGUGUGAUGAUUAUUAUCGAAGUAUCCGUGCGAUGCUUAGGACAGAGCUUUUCUCUGGAAAAGCUUUGGAAUCACAGGUAAGUAUGAGGGAGGAGAAAGUCAUGGAACUGAUACAAUGUCUGUCUCAAAAACAGGGCCAAGUGAUUAAGAUCAAGGACUUGUUUUUUGUGACCGCUUUAAACAUAAUGGGUAAUUUGUUCUUUUCAAUGGAUUUAAUAGAUUUUGAGGGCAAGGGCCCAGGUGAAGGAUUCAAGAAUUAUAUGAACGAAUACAUAGAUGUUUCUGCCAUUCCGAAGCUAGUAGAUUUGUAUCCUAUAUUGGGUUGGGAUUUUCAAGGAACAUAUAAGAAGAUCAUAUGUAUUUUUCAUAAAAUUUCUGCUGUUUGGGAAGGCAUUGUUCAGGACAAAAGAUCAAAUAGAGACAGCCAAUUACCUUCUUUAGGAGCUGCUAAAGAUUUUACAGAUGUUUUGCUUAAAAAUGGUUACACUGAUAUACAGAUCAAUGCAUUGCUUGUGGAACUAUUUGGAGCUGGUACAGGAACUUCAGUCGAUACAAGUGAAUGGAUGCUUGUAGAAAUACUUAGAAAUCGACAAGUCUUACAAAAGGUCCAGGAUGAAAUCGCACAGGUAGUAGGAGCUAAGGGCUUUGUAAAGGAAUCUGACUUACCCAACUUACCAUACUUGGACGCUUGUUUUAAGGAGACACUAAGGUUGCAUCCUCCUGGACCACUGCUACUUCCUCACCGCGCUGUUCAAGCGUGUGAAAUCAUGGGUUACAGAAUUCCAAAAGACACCCAAACGUUGGUUAAUACGUGGGCAGUUGCAAGGGAUCCUAAAUUUUGGGACGAUCCUUUGAGCUUCGAUCCCGAAAGAUUUAUCAAUUCAAAGGUGAACUACAUGGGGCAACAUUUUGAGUAUAUCCCUUUUAGUUCUGGAAGGAGAAUAUGUCCUGGACAGCCUUUAGCUUCCAAGGUUGUUCCCUUUGUUGUUGCUUCUUUGAUCCAUAAGUUUGAUUGGUCUCUCCCAAAUGACAUGGAUCUGGCUCAGAUUAACAUGGAAGAGAUUGUGAUUAUCACUAUGCUUAAGAAAGAGCCACUUCUUGUCAUUCCUAAAUUGCGGAAAAUGUGAUGAAGAAUGACGAAAAGAAGCAGAUGAUAUAUGUUGUAAGACUUUCAUUAUCACUAUUGUUAUGCGUGUACUAUGCAAUAUUUAAGUUGUUGUAUUGUGUCUGAGGAUGGACACUCUAAUAAACUUUCGAAAUAAUUAAACUUCUUGCAAGGUUUGUAUGAAUUUAAAUAGAAAUACUUUUCUUUA
Nicotiana attenuata is the source of this 1708-nucleotide messenger RNA. RefSeq names its product probable (S)-N-methylcoclaurine 3'-hydroxylase isozyme 2. Lineage: Eukaryota; Viridiplantae; Streptophyta; Magnoliopsida; Solanales; Solanaceae. The record is from RefSeq and is a predicted model, not a curated record. The transcript is spliced from 2 exons. Gene Ontology annotation, molecular function: monooxygenase activity; oxidoreductase activity, acting on paired donors, with incorporation or reduction of molecular oxygen; heme binding. Bases 41 to 1522 code for a protein of 493 amino acids.